AUGUCUCUCCCUACCAACAUGCGCGCCUGGACCUACCGGACCAAAGGCCUCCCUUCUACAACCGUCCAGCUAGAAUCCGAUAUCAAAACCCCUCAACCAGCAGACCUAGGACCAGACGACGUGCUCGUCGAGAUCCACUACGUCGCCUUCAACGGCGGCGUGACCAGCGGGAUCCAAGGUCUGCGACCACGUCCUCUUGCUUUCUUCCUUCGCCAGCGAGACCGUGUGGCCAUCACCGAGUUUGAGUUUGCAGGACGUCUAAUUGCCGCGGGGGGGAAUGUCUUGUCUACUACUACUACUACUACUACUAAUCAUGUCAGCAGUAGGAAAGAUCUCAAGAUCGGAGAACUCGUGAUUGGGACUGUAAACCCUUUCAAAGCGCUGCGUGACGGGUCCGGCGCGUUGGCGGAAUAUGCCAUUACGUCGGCGCAGUUUGUGGUUCCGUAUCAGCUGCCCGGUGGCGAACAAUCGAAGCUCUCGCUGGCCGAGUGGGCUGGGCUGGGAGGAGUCGGGUGUACUGCUAUACAGGCAGUUGAGCGCGCCGGGCUGAAACCUGGCGACAAGGUGCUCAUCAACGGCGGCAGCGGUGGCGCAGGAGUCAUGAUGGUGCAGGUGGCUCGAUCGGUGAUCGGGCCUCAGGGGCGGUUGGUGGCGACCUGUUCAGCUGCCAAUGUCGAGCUGGUCAAGAGUCUGGGUGCAGACGAGGUGAUUGACUACCGACAGCAUGCACCGUUGCAUGCGUAUCUCGCGGCGUCUGAGCACGCAGGUAGCCCCUUUGACGCUAUCAUUGAUAAUGUAGGGAUCCAAGAGCUCUUCGCUCAUUCACCGUCCUAUCUUGCGCCGGGAAAGAAAUUCAUUGCCAUCGGCGCGAUGAACGCUGAGUUAUCCCUCAAAGGAGCCUUCCAAUUGGGCUAUCUGAUGCUGUGGAAUCAAUUCUGUCCGGUCAUUUUCGGUGGUGUGCCCAGGGAAUUUCAAUUCUAUAGCGCCAAGCCUGAUCUGCCAUCGUUAGAGUUGCUGAGGAAAAUGUCCCAGGAAGGAAGCCUGCGACAGGUCAUUGAUUCCAUUUGGGAGUUCGAAGAUGUGACCAAAUAA
Messenger RNA from Talaromyces rugulosus, 1092 nucleotides. RefSeq lists its product as uncharacterized. Gene Ontology annotation, molecular function: zinc ion binding; oxidoreductase activity. NCBI's taxonomy places the organism in Eukaryota, Fungi, Ascomycota, Eurotiomycetes, Eurotiales, Trichocomaceae. The transcript has 2 exons. The record is from RefSeq and is a predicted model, not a curated record. The coding region runs from base 1 to 1092 and encodes 363 amino acids. Gene Ontology annotation, cellular component: mitochondrion.